GUUAGGUGGAACUCGUUUGAAAAUUUUGAAGUCCAAAAAGUUUACCAAUUCACACUCUCUUUGCUGAUGUAAAUCUGCAUCGUUUUCGGUAUACGACCUUAUCCAUAGCUUCCUCAAUCCAAACCCAUUUCACACACAACAAUAUCAUCGAUUUAUCAACCAACCCAAAUUCAAUUUUCCAACAAAAUUUUGACAUUUUUUUCAUCAGCAACAAUACCACCAAAAACAGAGAAGAACACUACAAAAUAUAUACACACACACAGUUGUAAACACGCACGCAUAGAUACAUAUAGAGAGAGAAAGUAAUCAAAGUAGAAGAACUAUAUUCUCUGUUUUAGAGAGAGAAGCAAAACCCAGAAAGUAUACAUCUUAAUUCUUCGAAUUUUAGAUUUUUUCAGCUGUAACAGAGCACCAAGAGGAGAGAAGAAGAACCCAGAAUCAAUAUAUAUAUAUAUAUACACACACACGAUUCAGAAAAGGGAAGAACUCGAGCUUUGGAGAGAGAAGCUCCAAAUGGAAGUCAAACGCCGAACGGCGAGAUCUCUGGUAACGAAGCUGAGCUCAGUAUCGGAACAAACUCGAACCGAAGCUCUCUGCGAGCUUCGUCUCAUCUCCAAACACGACCCGGAAAGUCGAUCUCUGAUCGCCGACGAGGGCGCAAUACCCUACAUCGCCGAAACCCUCUACUCUCUCUCUCCAAUCUCCCAAGAAAACGCCACCGCCACCCUCCUCAACCUCUCCAUCUCCAGCCGCGAAGACCUAAUGUCCACCCGCGGCCUCCUCGACGCCCUCUCCCACGUCCUCCGCCACCCCACCUCCCCCUCCGCCGCCCAGUCCGCCGCCGCCACCCUCUUCAGCCUCCUAACCGUCGACGAGUACCGACCCAUCAUCGGUUCCAAGCGCGACAUUGUGUAUGCCCUAAUUGACAUCAUUCGGAGCCCUAAUUCGCUCCCGAGAUCCAUCAAGGACGCCCUUAAAGCCCUUUUUGGGAUUGCUUUGUACGCGCUCAAUCGAGCGACGAUAAUCGAAUUAGGGGCCGUUCCGGCGUUGUUUUCAUUGGUGGUGAAGGACGGGCGGGUCGGGGUGGUGGAGGACGCCACCGCGGUGAUUGCUCAAAUUGCAGGGUGUGAGGAGGCUAAGGAGGCAUUUAGGAAGGUUUCUGGUAUUGGGGUUUUGGUGGACUUGUUGGAUCCAUCGACAGGGUCGAGUGGUAGGACGAAAGAGAAUGCUAUUUCGGGGUUGUUGAAUUUGGUGCAAUGUGGAGGAGAACAGGUUGCCAACAAUGUUUGCGAAAUAGGUUUCGGUGUGUUUGAUGGAAUUGCUGAUGUUGCAGAGAAUGGGAGCUCAAAAGGGAAGAACAAAGCUGUUGCUUUGUUGAAGAUACUUGAUGCUGGGAUGAAUGGUUUGGAAGACCCUCGGUUUGCUUCCUUUUUAAGCCACUCUUCAUGAAUAAGUGAUCUUUAUUUCUUUUGUUUGUUGUUAGCUAGCUUUAUGCCAAAUUUGGUUUCUGCAUUUUUAUAGUUUGUUUUAGUGCACAUAUUAGGGAAUUGAAUUGUGUUGAGUUGAUUCAUGGUGUAAUCAAAUAAUCUUGUAAUAUCAUAAUAUGAUGUAUUUUAGAUCAUAUUAACAGUUCAUGCUACUGAUAUUUGAUAUAUAAAAGAAGAAGUUUCAUUGGAA
Messenger RNA from Cornus florida, 1677 nucleotides. RefSeq names its product U-box domain-containing protein 11. Gene Ontology annotation, molecular function: protein binding. NCBI's taxonomy places the organism in Eukaryota, Viridiplantae, Streptophyta, Magnoliopsida, Cornales, Cornaceae. Gene Ontology annotation, cellular component: nucleus; cytoplasm. Bases 514 to 1449 code for a protein of 311 amino acids. The transcript has a single exon. The record is from RefSeq and is a predicted model, not a curated record.